This is a messenger RNA of Anopheles marshallii, 2499 nucleotides long. It is a transcript of the gene foi, whose product is annotated as zinc transporter foi. Gene Ontology annotation, cellular component: membrane. The record is from RefSeq and is a predicted model, not a curated record. Gene Ontology annotation, molecular function: zinc ion transmembrane transporter activity. The coding region runs from base 1 to 2499 and encodes 832 amino acids. The transcript has 3 exons. NCBI's taxonomy places the organism in Eukaryota, Metazoa, Arthropoda, Insecta, Diptera, Culicidae. Gene Ontology annotation, biological process: intracellular zinc ion homeostasis; zinc ion import across plasma membrane.
AUGGCCCGUCACUUUAUGGCAGUGUGUGUCGUGUGUCUGCUCUGUGCGGAUCAUGUACCCUGCAAGCAACACUUUGCCGACGAUGGUAGUAAAUCGCGCGACACCGCUGGCCGGUCGGACCCGACGAUACGCGACGUACGAUCACUGAUCGAUCUUCGGUACGAGCCGGUGGCCAACGCCGUCAAAGGAUUCCAGGCGACCAACGAUCAUAGUUGGAACACUAACGAUGGAAGCCAUCGGAUAAUGAAGCGGCAUGCCCAUCACCACCACCAUCACGAUGAUGAUGAAGAGAAGGAAACAGUUGGCGAAACGCAAACAGAGUUUGACCGGUUGAUGAAAGACAAGAUGGAUCAGGCGAUGAGAAAAAUUUUUACCGAAUACGGCAAUCCGGCAUUAAUGACCAUGGAUGUGCAAGGUUUCGAACGGAUGGUGCGUCAAUUGGGUAUGUUUCAACUAAUACCGGGAGUCAUAGUAACAGGUGACGUAGAGCACAGGCUCCAGGAUACUAGUACCAGUGUGUCACCACCGAAGCAGGAUGAUUCUCUAAAGUGCAUUAGCAGUAAUGAAUUUCUAAGGCGCGUUACACCACCGAUGAUACGGUCCCAGGAAUGGGAAGAUGCAGCUAAAAGUGAUAAAAGUAGUUACGAAUUUGGAAAAGAAGGCAGCAAUAGCACGUCGAGCGGAGACAGUAAUUCCGCUGAUGGGCGUAACGUUAACGUUAACGACACGACAGCAAAAUUUAUUUUAUCAAACGAUAAUAUACAAAACAUUAGCAUAAGCAGCAGCAGCACUAAUAGUAAUAGCAGUGGUAGCAACACUAACAGCAGUAACACUGAUGAUCAACUGCACGACCAAAUCGUUGUACCGAAUGAAAGGAUCAAUGGGAGUAGCCGCAACGAAAGCGCUUCAUCGGAACGUCCCACUCGCGUUGAAUCUACCGUUAUGCUGGGUGAUCGCGAUCUUUAUAAUGUGUGCCCGAUGCUGCUGGGUCAUCUUCUGUCGAAGGUGCCACAGGAACGGUCCGGUUGCUUUGGUGAGGACAGUGUACCACCACUACAGGUGAGCAGUCUACAAGAGCAGAACGAUCCUCACCAACAUCAUCACCAUCAUCACCAUCACCGCGAAGGUGGUUCCUCUGAGGCUGCCGUAUGGAUCUACUCUUCCGUUGCGAUACUGGGCGUGAGUUUGUGCGGGUUGCUCGGUGUGGCCGUCAUACCGUGCAUGGAAAAACAUUUCUACCAUCACGUGAUACAGUUCCUGGUAGCGCUCGCAAUCGGUACGCUGUGCGGGGAUGCACUGCUACAUCUGUUACCGCACGCCAUGCUGUCCUCGCUGGAUAAUGCCCGAGCGGCACACGAUUCGAUGAUGUACAAGGGCCUUGCGGCGGUGCUGGGGAUCGUGUUCUUUUACUUUAUGGAGCGUUUUCUGACCGUGAUCGCGGAAUGGUGCAAGACGCGACAGAAAAAGGACAAACCACCGUCCCGGGUGCGUGUGAUGCGCGAUCCGGAGUCGACCUCGUUGCAUGCAUCGAGUGCUGGUGAGAAACAGUGCAAGCACAAGUACAGCUCCUACCCGUACUGCUACGAUGAGAUCGCGAUGGACACGAAGGACGAUCAUCACGAGCACAACACAAAUGGCACGAACGAAAAUCACAACAGUGCGCUGGCCAAAUGUGCGAACCAUCAUCAUAACGGCGAACUAUCCGCGGAUCAUGGUUCGGAGUACACCGGGCUGAACAACCAUCAUGCGAAUAACACGCAAAGCAACCAUCAGUCGUUGCGGGAGGACGCGAAUGAUAAUAAUACGGUAUCGACCAAUCUGGACGAAGGAUCGAUCGAGAGCGAGCAGGGUAACAAUCACCACAACACCGGUCGGCAGGGUAGCAAAUGUUCGGAGCAAACGAGUGGGAAAUUGCGCCCAGAAAACUACACGAUCAUUUUGCGCGAGCACGAAACCAAACACCACGGACAUUCGCAUACGCACGGACACGUCCAUUCGCCACCCGGAUCACUUUCGGCUGUCGCCUGGAUGGUGGUAAUGGGUGAUGGAUUGCAUAACUUCACCGAUGGCAUGACGAUUGGGGCAGCGUUUGCGAAUAACAUUGCGGGCGGUUUCUCGACCGCUAUUGCCGUGUUUUGCCACGAGCUGCCGCACGAACUUGGUGACUUUGCGGUGCUGCUGAAGGCGGGCAUGUCGGCCAAGGAAGCCGUGUACUAUAAUCUGCUUUCCUCCCUGCUCAGCCUACUCGGUAUGGUGGUCGGCAUUAUUGUUGGUCACCAGCCGGAAGCAUCCGCUUGGGUGUUUGCCGUUGCGGCCGGCAUGUUCCUGUAUAUCGCUAUGGUGGAUAUGAUACCCGAACUCACCUCAUCCCACGGUGCGGAGGAACGUUGCAAAACAUCCGAAUUUGUGUUGCAGUUCCUAGGACUGACGCUUGGGUUCAGCAUCAUGAUGAUAAUAGCUAUGUACGAGCACGAUCUUAUGCUGCUAUUUGUCGAUUAA